GUUGCAGGACGCUGUCUUUGGACCUGUGGAGAGGAGAGGAAAGGAGCGCCAGGCACACUUUACGCACAGCGCGCCUGUGGAUGUGAGCGAGGCUGAGGCUGGAUAUCAGUCACCGGACAAAGUUUCUCACUUGGUUGUAAUAAUCCGACGAGAGGGCAUUCACGAUGAAUAAUGGAUCCAACCGAACCAUUGACCCGAGCUGCAGGGAGAAACCUCCUCUUGCAAUGGACAUCAUCCUCAAGUUGGACAUCUUUGGCAUCAUCCUGUACUCCAUCCUCACCUUCAUGGCAGCUGUGUCCAUGCUGCUCUUCAUAGAAGAAUGCAUCUACGUCUAUAGGAAAGUGCCGUCCAAUAAGAAGAGCGUGAUCAUCUGGGUGAAUGGGGCAGCACCGGUGAUCGGCACCAUGUCGUGUCUGGGAAUGUGGAUCCCGAGAGCCACCAUGUUUACUGAUAUGUUCUCCGCCUGCUACUUUGCCAUUGUGGUUUUCAAGUUCCUGAUCCUGAUGCUGGAGGAGGUGGGUGGCGAUCAGGCUUUCCUGAAGCGCGCCACGAGACACAAACUGAAGAUCAGCACAGGGCCGUGCUGCUGCUGCUGCCUCUGCCUGCCGUUCGUCGCCAUCACACGGCGUUCGCUCUUCCUGCUCAAACUUGGCUCCUUCCAGUUUGCCCUCCUGAAGACUGUCUUCACCAUCCUCUCCAUUGUCCUCUGGACCAACGGCACCUUUGAUGUGGCUGACUUGGAAAUAACAGGAUCUGCCAUAUGGAUCAACCCGUUUGUCGGCAUUUUGACCAUCAUAGCCCUGUGGCCUGUAGCAAUCAUGUUCAUGCACCUGAGAGUUACUCUACGGACGCUAAAGAUCGUUCCCAAGUACGCCAUGUACCAGCUGGUGCUGAUCCUGAGCCAGCUACAAACGGCUAUCAUCAACAUCUUGGCGUUAAACGGAACCAUCGCUUGCACGCCGCCGUUCUCCGCAGCAGCCAGAGGAUACAUGAUGAGUCAGCAGCUGUUGAUCUUGGAAAUGUUCAUCAUCAAACUGGUGACUCGGCUGCUGUACCGACGACAGUACGACCUUUUACCUGAGGAAGAAGAACAUGACGACAAUGAAAACACCAAGAUGGUUGCAGUGCCUGUGUCUGCAUGAUAACUCUGUGUGUGUGCGUGCGUGUGUGUGCGUGUGUGUGUGUGCGUGUCAUUUUUAUUUUUCUGCCUUUAUUUGAUCAAGAGAUAUAUAAUAAAUAUAAUAAAUAUGAAUUAAACCAAUAAACUAAUCGUAUGGGCAUUCAGUAUGGAUCAAAAUUAAUUAGCAUGUUUUUCAAAACAAAAAUCACAAAAGAUCACAAAUGUUUAGCAAGAGGCAGAUGCUAUACAUUCAUUCUUUAUUAUACAGGUAAAAAAAAAAAGGAGCAUUUAUGUAUUUACUCAGUCACAUCACUCUCAACAGGGUUUGUUCUCUCGGCAUAGACCAAGUAUGUAUUCAUAAGAGGCACAGUGUCCCAUAAUACUGGGUUUGAUAAAGUGAUGCUUCAUAAAUAAAGGGAUGGCUUAAUGAACCAAAAUACUAAUAUUGUCUUUGCGUGGGAAGGGAUGUUUACCAUUUCUGUGCAUAGAGGAUACAAAGAUGUGUUUUAAGUACAUGCAGCCGCAGCAGUGUGCACACACUGAAUAUUCAAAGAAAGAACCUCUGUUUGCCUCAAAAUAAGAAAGUAAUAUGGUUUCAUUUUAAAUUUUGUGAUGUGCUACAUUGUAACAUACAUUAUAGGUUGUACGUGUCACUAUCAAGAACAGGUUGAACUCUGAAACAGCAGGGUUUCUCAAUCCUGGUCCUGGGGUUGACCCACUGCCCUUUCCUUGCUCCAGCACACCUGAUGGAAAGGGCAGUGGGUCGACCCCAGGACCAGGACUGGAUGAAGACCACACAGUUUGACACAGGUGGAACACAUUAAAGCAAGCGUAAUCAUUGAUAUAAUCAGGAUUAAGUAAACAAUUGUUUAUCAGGGGUACAUUAGUCAAAUCUUCAUAUAAAUAUAAUAAUGAGCUGUUACUAAUUGGUCAUUUAUAAAAUGCAACCUGCAUUUUGUGCUCAUGUUUUGGCAAAUAGCUGCUCAUUUAUAAAUGAAAACACAUGUUGACAUUCUUAA
Solea senegalensis (Senegalese sole) is the source of this 2139-nucleotide messenger RNA. It is a transcript of the gene slc51a, whose product is annotated as solute carrier family 51 subunit alpha. The record is from RefSeq and is a predicted model, not a curated record. Bases 165 to 1142 code for a protein of 325 amino acids. Gene Ontology annotation, biological process: transport. NCBI's taxonomy places the organism in Eukaryota, Metazoa, Chordata, Actinopteri, Pleuronectiformes, Soleidae. Gene Ontology annotation, molecular function: transporter activity. The transcript is spliced from 8 exons.